Molecule: messenger RNA, 11280 nt
Organism: Hermetia illucens (black soldier fly)
Lineage: Eukaryota; Metazoa; Arthropoda; Insecta; Diptera; Stratiomyidae
Gene: wwk
Product: anoctamin-8
Exons: 20
Coding region: 660-4256 (1198 amino acids)
Biological process (GO): chloride transmembrane transport
Cellular component (GO): plasma membrane
Molecular function (GO): chloride channel activity
Source: RefSeq, a predicted model, not a curated record
UAGUAAAGGUCAUGUUACCGACAAUGUCGACAUUUACUCCCCAGAAAACAGUAGUGACCAUAAACCACAGAGUGUAAGAUGUCUAGGAGAAAUUCUAGUCCCGACUAGACACCAUAUAAAUCGGGAAGAAUUUAACAGAUUUGCAUUUGUGGUGCAUUAACGAGAAAAGUUUACAACGAAGUUCACCAGUUCCAGUCUUUAAAGUGAUGUAUUUCGCCUUUCACCCUCUUGAGACGCGAAUCAUAGAAGUGAUUCUGAUUUCAACUGAGAAUUAAUUUAGUUAAUUCGUUUGAUGUCGAUGGUUUGGUUUUGUGUGAAUGAAUACUUGUGCGCGAAAUAAAGAAAUAGUUUGUCCGAGGGAAUAGAAUGCGCCGUCAAUGAGAGUAACUUUAUGUAACAGCGGAAUUCUUGUGUGCAACAUUCGUUGUCCCCCCACAUUCACUGGGAAGUGGUAUUUCUGCAGUUCCGUUGAGAGAUCAAAGUGGGUGAUGAUAAUUGAAGUGCAGAAAAAGGAGGAAAGAGUAUCAAUAAUCUGUUAAGUGAUUGUGCACUCAAUUAGCAUUGUGGUGUUGUCUAGCUUGAACUCUUACGGUUAAAUACGUAGCCCUCGUAUUAGGCUUGAUUUUAUCCGGAGCCUAGAUCCUGAAGAAGUUGGGAAAAUGAUAAAUAAAAGUUCUGAGCUGCUAUUCAGUAGCAGCGGUGGCGCUAGCUCUAGUGGUAUUGGACUUGGCGGCGGCGACAGUGGAGGCGGUUGUGGAUCUGAAGCAAUUUCCUCAGACGAUAUUCAUGAAUCCGAUGCCGGCAAUGAAGAUUUUGCCGACGAUAAUAAUUUCGAGUCAAACCUACGCAGGCGAAAAGGAAAAAUCAUUUCAUGUGCCAAGGAAACAAUUGAGAACGCUUCCAGACAACUUCGAAGGCGUGUUCCAUACGCCGGACACCUGAUGACACCGAGACGCUUAUGGCUCAAUAAAAUUCCUACACAAUGUGAUGUCGUAAUUGAGUUUCCAGAAGACGCGCCAGAUGAGGCUCUCCGAUGGCUUCUGGCCCGAAUACGUCUACAACCGCCGGCCGGACUUGGUCUUAUAGCACAAGUUAAAUCACACGAAAGUACAAAACGAACUGCUUUUUAUAUAAGUGCUCCAACAAAUAUCCUCUACAAAGCUGCCGAAGAAGCACGACUUCCGAAGCGAUUGCGAUCCGAUCUAGGUGGUGCCUUACGUGAAUUCACAACACGUGAAAGUCAUUGUUUUUUACAAAUGAAAAAUGAAGAUGGAUGCACAACGUUAUUUACAUCACAAGAAAGACAGUGGUUAGUUUUACAAGUACUGCAAGGUUUACGGGCUGGCAAAAGUGAUAUUGGAGCGCUACAGGGGAAAGCCAGCGUUGAAGAAGGACAAAGUAUAGUGGCAGCUUGGCAAGAAUCCGGCCUUAUUCUACAAAUCUUUCCACUCCACGAAACAAGUGCUUUAACGAGGUUACAAAUGAGUUGGGUGAAAAAGGUGUUUGCACCGCAACCUCUAGACGAUAUAGCCGAAUAUUUCGGCGUCAAAGUUGCCCUUUACUUCGCCUGGCUUGGCCACUACACAUGUGCUCUGGGAGUUCCUGCUGUGUUUGGAACGAUCCUUUGGCUAGCACUUUGGGGUCGUGGUCAGACAGCUCAGGACAUGGGUCAUGUUCUCUUCUCACUUUUCAAUGUAGCCUGGGCCUCGCUCUACUUGGAAGCAUGGCGUCGAUACUCGGUGGAACUUGCCUUCCGAUGGGGUACCCUUUCAACGCCUCCGGAACUCUUGGAACCACCCCGACCUCUGUACAAAGGUCCGCUGGUGGAGAGCAGUGUGACGGGACGUCUGGAACCUAAGGAGGCACCGGCAUGGAAGCGUCGAGCAUUUCGAUACUUUGUCAGCUUCCCCAUCAUUGGAUUGUGUUUAGUGUUGGUAUUUGUUGUAAUGUUUCUCAUGUUGCAACUGCAGGAUUGGCUCGAUUUUUAUAUACCCGACCGAGGAGUUUUAACUUGCAUGUGCGAUUUUAAUAAGGAUUGGUGGGACGAAAAAUUGCCAGAGGGGGGUGUAAUCAGCUGCCUAAGUGUAAUACCGAAAGUUCUACUGGCAGGAGCCAUUACAUUAAUGGACGAAGCAUACUAUAAACUGGCUGUUUGGCUAAACGACAAAGAGAACUAUCGACUGCAAUCGAAGUAUGAGAACCAUCUAAUAGCGAAAGUCGCCCUGUUUCAAUUUGUUAACUCGUUCCUGUCGUUAUUCUACAUAGCGUUCUAUUUACGGGAUCAGGAGAAGCUGAAGGAGCAAUUAGCCGGAUUAUUAAUUUCACGACAAAUUAUCGGUAACCUGCGGGAGUCAGCACUACCAUACGUCGUGGAGCAAUGGCGCUUGGCAAAGUUGAGCUUCAAGAUGUGGGGAGCGUUGAGUCCUACACAGGAGACACAAGCAGCCCUUGGGACGGCGGCGAAUAAUUCAACGGAGUCAGUAGACCAGCCAAGUAGCGGACCAAAUCCGAAGAGGAGUAUUGGCCAGGCAGAAAUUGAGAGUUCAUUAUAUAAGUACGACGGAACCUUUUCCGACCACCUUGAAAUGCUCGUCCAAAUGGGAUAUGUUGUCCUAUUUUCGGCAGCAUUUCCUUUGGCCGGACUAUGUGCUCUGGCCAACAAUUUGCUGGAAAUUCGCUCGGAUGCAUUCAAAUUGGCACAUGUCCAUCAACGACCCUUCGGGCAACGAGUCGCGAAUAUUGGAACAUGGCAGAAUGCAUUGAGUAUAUUGAGUUUGGCUGCAGUAAUCGUUAAUUGUGCCCUAAUAGGACUGUCGGGACAAGUAUCCAGAUUAUGGCCGGGACUGACAACCACACAAACAAUAAUUCUAAUUGUUGCAUUGGAGCAUGUUAUGCUAGGACUCCGCUCAGCAUUAACGUGGCUCCUUCCUGAACUCCCAUCAUGGCUAGCGGCCGAAAUUGCUCGGGCUGAACACUGUCGUCGUGAAAUGCAAUGUAAAGGGCCAUCGCCCCGAGCAACACCCCCUUCACCACCGUCUACGACAUCGAUGUCGCAACAGGAGCAAAUGACUCCAGAUAUUGCGACAACAAACGAUCAAUCAAUAGAAAGCCAAUUAGCCGAGGACAUAAUUUAUGAACCAGGAAGUCCGGCCCUUGGAAGUCCUUUGUUGCAACAACACUUCGAUGAUCUUUCAUUGCAACGGAGUAGUAUAGAGGCUGAAGUUAAUAUAAAAGAGGAUAAAGACGUAUCACCAGAUUCUCCACCGUCACAGAUCAGUACAGUAUCAGUAAGACCCGUUCAUGAAACAACACAAUCACUAGCACCAUCGUCAAAUGUUGGUGUUUCCAUGCAAAACCUUCCACUAGAAAUUCCACCGUAUUCUGGCGCAUGUAAAAGUUGCAAGCAGAAAAUGAAAAUACCAGUAAUACCUUCAUUCCGAGGACAUUCAGUCAGAAAUCUUAGCUCAAAUGCUAAUUUGCACGCUUUUUCCGGGGCUUCAUCAAGUGCAAUGGCCCUAUCGCAAUCGAUAAAGGGAAUGCACAUACCAGAAAUACCACCGUUUCGUAAGAAAUCCUACGAUGAACCGCCAACUGUAUCCAGUCCAAGUUCAAGUGAUAUUGUAAAAAAGAUACGAAAGAACUCAUCACCGCCAAAAAUUUUCGAAAUUCCACCAUAUAAACCGAGAAAAUCCACCGAGUGGACACCGCAACCUAGUCACGGUGAAUAUAAUGCCAAUCUAUUACCGACCCAUGGUCCUGAAUGGAUGAAAAGACUGAAGGGUGCAGAUUCAUCUACAAUUCAUAGAAGCAUUGACUGUAUUGCAUCAAAGGAAUUAGCAAGCAAUUCAGAACCAGAUAUUUUAAAGCCCGCCCCAUCGUGGAGCAACGUUGCCACCACCAGUACCGCCAUCACAACCAAAGCGGAGCCCAGUUCGAGUGGAUCAACAUCUUCAUCGGCCCAGAAGUCCCCCACAACCGAUGACGAAGCCAAAGCUGCAGAGCUGGCCGCCAAGAAGUCACGACUGAAGCAGUCGCUGGUGAAACGUGCCCGAUCAGUGGCUAUAUUUUCGCUGAAGCUGAAGGAGAGACGACAGAAAGAAGCCGAGAAAGUAGCCGCGAUGGCUGUUGAACAUGCUAAGGCUAUAUCACGUGUCCCACCGCCCGGAGGUGAACUAUCCGUAAUACCGAUCGAGAAACUAAUUCAAGUCGAAGAUGUGAUAAAUGCGAAACCUUCACAUGGCUCAGGAACCUUGUAAAUAAAUUUCUGUACUAUUAAUAAUUAUAUUUAAAAUUAGAAUAAGAUAAUAAUUAAGACACCAUAAAAUUAGCAGAUUGAAAAGUAAAGAUCGAUAGAAAUCCAUAGUCAGAUUUUAGAGUAAAAUCGAUCUAGAUAACUACAUAGUUUUCAUUGUUGCCUGUUGCAAAUGUAUUUAUUUAUUUACUUAUUGUUAUUAUACAAUUGAAGCAGUUUGAAAACGUACAUAAGUCGCUGUAUCAAGUAGAGUCAGUUUUUAUAGAAAUUUCCUAUUCAAGAUUUUUUAGAUAUUUUUUUUCUGUAACUGAUUGUUUAUAGAUAUUCGUUCCUACGUUUGAUUUAGACAUACCAACGUUCAAUUUCCAUGAUUUGAAAGAAUUCAUAAAGUGGUAUAUAAUACAAAACACGGGUCUCCAGUGAUAUUUUAAAUAUUUUUUUUUAUUUAAAACUUGAAAUUUCCACCCAGAAUAAAGCAUUAAAAAAAGAUCAUUAAUUGUAUUUUUGGAAACCUAUGUUUUGCAAAAUAAGUAGCUUUUUUUAGGCAAUACAAUUAUUCCUUAAUUUAAUUGAUAAGUUUAUGAAUUAACUAAUCAAAUUAUGAAUUCAUUUUUAAUAUAUUCCUCUGUAGAGGAGCUUAUUUUCUAGACUCUCCUUCUAGCUAUGAAUGUUUUUAUAUUUUGCAAGCAAUUUUAAUCAAAAAACUAUCCUAUAGCUUCUUGUAUCUUAUUAUAAUUCAAAAGGGUCAUUGCACACCAUUUGAGUAUAGUAACAUUUUAAGCACUUCACAUUUCUGCCCAUGCUCCAGAACUCUAGAACAUUUUUUAUGCAAAUUUCAAGGUAUUCAUGACAAUAAUUGGACCUAAAAGUCUUUAUUAGAACAUUUGGAGAGUCUUUGAACUUGAUUAAUGACGGGUAGGUACCGCAGGUCAGUGAAGUGGUCAUAAAUCAUGGUGCAUUUUAAAGUACAUCAUGAAACCAUCCAAGACCAACUAAUUCUGGAAAACCAACUGAUGCUGCAAAAAAGUCCUUAAAUUUUGAGUUUUUCGCAAGUGCUUUAAUCUUUAGAAUUGUCAAUUAGAUUGUUAUUAGAGCUAAUUCAGACAAUUUCUAUUCAUGUUUUAAUAAUAUUAGUUGCCUGAAAAUAACACCAAAUAUUCUGUAACUCUCAUGCCUUCUUGGUAGGUCAAAUGGUAUUAACUCAUCCUGAUCAAUGAGAUUAUUUAAGUUAAUCUAUCUAAUCUACUCUUAUAGUGGUAAACUCAUAUGAUUGAAGCUACUUCGUUUGGUUAAGUCUAAUAUAGAUACAUAAUCAAAAGAGUAUUUUUUUGCUUAGAAUCCUGUAGUUGUUGUCUAAAAUAUUGCACCAUUGUAACAUAAAAAGGUGAUUGAUUCGUGCCAGGGGAACAUAGGUCGGGUAAUCAGGCUAAGAAAUUUAUUACAAAUACGUACUUCGCUUAACUAAAUAUUCAAUUUUUUUGUGCUUUUUAUUGAUAUUUGUUGAUUUUGUAAGGAACCUUCAAAAUCGAAUUGACCAAAUGUCGACGAAUAAGGACCAGCGCUAGGACAGACUCACCACCAUCUCUAAAAUUAAAGUCUUGUAUUACUUUUAUUUUAUAGUACUCAUCCAUCUGCAAAGAUUUCCUUACCUUUUAAAUACUUUACUUCAUUUAUGCUUACCCGAAACUCUACAUCAUGGGGAACCACCGCUCCGAGCACUAAGGCUCUCCCCUAAAAUUGUUUAUUUAACAGGCUCCUGCCUGGAGCAUUCACUGACUUUUGCAAAUCUGAAAACAUCUUCCCGAGAUAGAGGGUGCGCAGAUUCUUCAGAAAACCGCGGUAUGUUCAUUUGAAAUCUGAGGAGGCCAGGCACUGGCACAUAAAGGACGGGUUCGUCUUUUCCUCUUCCUCACAUUGGUUACAUAUGUAUAGUCGGGACCACCGCCCUAGGUUUUUUGGUUUUCUUAAAAACAAAAUCUUAUUAAAAUCGGUUUACUGUCUGUCUGUUCGUAUGUGUUUUUUUUAAGGAGGUGGAAAUCUUCAAAAGGCUCUGCCUGGGCACGCCAGAAUGUGAGAUUUUUACCACCUAAAAACACCUCCGCAAAACCAACAUUAGGUAUUACAUCACGGGGCGGAGUCAGCUCGCUCUAACUUCUUUACUUUUUUUCUCUAAGCGGCGUACGUAACCGCGCUUUUUUCCUUUCCUCUGCUUUUCGCAGUUUGUUCUGAUAUAUGCGAUCAUGAAGUUGAUCAAAAUCCAAUCUUUCUCACAUAUUGCCAUUCUCGGCAUCACAUUUUCUGGUACCCACACUUCUCCUAGAGACUCCUCUAGGUUCCUCCUUUCUUCUACAAACCAGUGGAAGAAUACAAGCUCUGGGUCCUCUCCAUUAGAGGUUGGACAAUUGGUUGAACUGUCUAGCUUAAACCUGUGCAGGCACUGACGAUAUCCUCCAUGCUCUACAAAAAACUUGGGAAGAUCCUUGAUGGUAGGAAUCCGCCUGUGAGUCCACUGACUCCUUCCCUAGCGUCCCCAAUGCUCUUGUCAUCUAUUAACAAAUGUCUCCCUUUCGGUGUAUUUCGUCUGCGAUAAGGAAGAGAUUGGUUUCUCAUUGUAUACGCCCGUCAUCUAAUCUGACGAGAUGUCAAUCGCAUCAUUUCCAAGAUGACGAACGCUACAUCAUCUGAGACAGUCUUGAAGGCAGAACACACCCUUAGAACCGUCCUCCUGUAGACUGCACUCAGUUUAUGAACGUUAACUGAAAUCUACAACACCUCUCCCCAAACUGGGGUCGCAUAGAGCAUGUAUAAUGAAGUAUAUGGAUAGGGAAAAUUACCCGCAUGAUCUCGGGUCUCAAGCUACGACACAGGGUUUCUGACAGUUCAGCCUCCUUGGGCGAUUGCUGGAGUCUAGACAGCAAACUUCGGAUGUUCUUGUAAAAUUCCGCGAAGGGUUCUUGGUCUUUUUGGGUCAGCUUUGGAUCCGCUCUCAGGGAUCAAUGUCUGGCAAACGAUCCCGAAUUUGGUCCCGGAGGGCGCCCUGCAGAUCUAGGCACUGAGUGUAUGUGUUGCCUUGUCGAUAUUUCCAUUAUCAGUCCGCCACUUCUCCGGUAAAUAGUAAGUAGGCGUAUUCCAACAACAGAAAAAAAUUCCCUUGCAGAGUCGAAUACGCUAAGGAUUCGACCCUGAGAAGGAAUUUAUUUAUUGGUAGAGAUCCCUUGGACCAGUCAUAUCUUAAGCCCCGAAAGUUCAAGAUAUGAUAUAUUUUAUCCGGAGACCUUAUGCAACGCACACGUCCUGACUGGGAGAGUUAAAGCGGAUAAUCGCGACGAAAGUGAAACAGGAGCUGGGGGUGAUCAAUCCUCGUAGGGUUUUUAGGCGUGGAAGAGCGCUUUUCCCCGUCCGGCACCUCCUUGACACACAGACUCAGCCUAGAUAUUAACUUGGCUUCUAGAUACGACACCGAAGGUGAUUCCGGCAUCACAUCAUAUAUGGGCCGUCGUGUUAGAAGUUCCCCGUUGGGUGCCGUCUGUCGGGGGAUAGGCGGAGUCUUCGAGGGUGGCCAAAGUCCAACGGUGUUUCGUUCGCGCCCCCUGAUGAUGGGUUUUCGUCCAACCCACUGCUCCUCGCUCAUUUCCAUUAAAUUCAGGAUUGCCUACGUUCCCAGAAAUUUUGAUUCAAGCAAAUAUAUUUAAAAAAAAAAAAACCCGUAACUCAAUCAAAACUCGAUCAGAGAAAAAAAUGAAAUAAAUCAAAUUGAGACUCAGAAGUCAAAAGGGCAAAAAAAAACUAUUGCCUCUCUCUCCCUAAAUUGUCAACUCCUUUUCUCGACUCCCACAAAACACUCGCAUGACCAAUUGCCAUACCAAUCUCAGGAAAUUAGUUUCACCUGUGUGCAGAAAAAUGUCCGCCCACGGUGCUUGUCAACAUCGCAGAGAAUGAAAUAAUAAAACCAACAAAAGGGAUCGCGAGAAUUCGAUCUUCUUCGCUUAGAGUCAGAAAUCAAGGAGAGGAUGAUUCGUUGAGGACGGAACGCCACAGUAUGUAGCCGACUGCCUCCAUAUUCCAUUAAGGAUUCAUCUCACCCGUCACUUAAUCCCUACGAAGAAGAAAAAUUAGUUAAUUUUUCAAGCCGCUUCAUAGAAAGGUAGGAAAGAACACUCCUCAGAAGCUCCGAUGCUAAUAGCUUGCAACAUAUAGCCGCAAAGGCCCGUAAAUCCAGAGACUUCUGGGAUGCGGACCUCCCUUCUUCUUGUUUUGGCAAAAGGAUUGCGAUUAUUUUGAACAAGAGUCGCGGGCAUGUGACUUGGAAUGAUUUUUGUCCACGAAUCUUAUUCAUUACAGCAGCGCCCCACGGGUUCGUAUUUGCUUCAAGGCACAACUGCUUGUAGUAAUCCCUCUUAAGGCUACUUCGAAAAUCGCGGUAUUCUUUCUUCGACUGCUAAUGUUCUGGCUUCCAUCUUGUCCUUUGGCAAAGCCUCCUCGCUCACAAACACCACCUGCAACUUCCCGGUCAUCUACUCUCGCUCUCCCGUUGCACAACAUGCAUCGUGGAUCUGCCUUCUUCAUCCUUUUAAUGGCACUGUCUUCUAGGUUAAAUUGUUCCCUUAACGCAGCACAGAUAUCCUCUGGUGAUGUGACCUCGCCUAGGCCUUUGCACUCGGUCACUAUUUGUUGCUUCCAAGCUUUCUCGUCUGCUUGCUCACCUGGCAGCGAAAGGCAUCCACUUUGUUUAGUUCCCGCAACAGAUCCUCCUUUUGGGUACACCUGAUUUGGCUCACACAGGUCUGUCAGUUUCGAAUGUCGGCGUAGGACAUUUCUCCUUGCUCCACUUUUUGCCGCCCACCUUUGUUCAUUCUUCGGGUUUACGAGCUGUGGUCUGUUCCCCUUUUCUCACAGUUGGACCCUUAAUCGAAGAACUACCCGGAACUUUCGCCGACGUAGCUUUCUUUGGCGAAAGGGGCUUUUUACUUCUUGGCUGCUUGUUGGGCAUCAAGGGAUUAUUCCAUCCCUAAUCGGUUUGCCUCUUACCUAUCUUACGUUGAGGUGGCGUCACUUGCGUCUCCGUGUGACGUUGCCACAUGACGCUUCGGCGUUUUUCUCCACCACCCCCUAAUAUAAGACAAAUUAAUACCUCGCAACAGAGCCCUGAUAUUUUGGUGGAUAUUUCGCCUCUCUUUAUAGAACUCACAACUUCCACGAUCGCAUUUCACAGCAUCGAUGGUUAUGUCACUCAGGGGACUCUCCAAGAUCCUCUCCGAGUCACUCGACGAAUCUCGAUUGCUUAGGGGUAAAGUUGGCUUCAGUGGUGACCUCCCAAGUUUGAGCUUUGUCAAAAAGGAUCCAGUGUAGAUCUCAUUUCGUUUCCACUAACAUUUCUUGUAGCAUUAGUUGCCAAAGUAGCCAAGUUUCCCACUACUGAAGCCCUGCGGUCGUUGGAUAUCGACGGCUGGGAGCCCGCUUGUCCACUCCCAAAAACCGCCGGUACUGGGUUUCCGAAGUCCUGCACCGUAAAAAAAACUACCCUUCUCGUCCUCCAUAUUUAGUUUGAGUUCUGGGUGUCCUUGCCAUAGCCAAUUUUUGUUCACGGGUGGGCGUUUACUUCCCAUUGAUAAUUGAUAAUAUAGGAACAACGAAUUUAGGUAAGGUUUUAUUUAAUUUUAUUCUUUAGGUUUAAUUUAAGUUUUAGUAAUGGCAGUACAAAUGCAACUGUUUGAUUUGAUAUUUUUUCUUUUAUCCACUAACAUUCAAUUCGUUCAUCCUCUCUAGAUUCAUUGUAUUAUUGAAUCAGACUUCUGUUGAGAAAUGGUACCAUAAAAGUGUUACUUAUAUACAAUUAUGUAAAAUAAAAUUCGUAGGACGCACUGAGAAAUAGUAAAAUAUAAAGCAGUGUUCUUAUACCAACAAUGAAUCAUAAACCACCAGAAAUCCAUAUUUUCUAUUUAACAUUAAUUGCUUGAGAUAAGUUUAGGAAGAUCAUGUUGAGUUAUUUAGUAUUUAGCAUGAUUUCAAAUGUUUUUCCCCAGAUAGAAUCAGUGAUGAUAGUUUAGUUUAGAUUAGAUUAAAAUAAUAACGAAAUUCAUUAAAUAUCAUAAAUAUAAAGAGCUUCACGGAGUAAGAAAGUAUUACGAAGACGCAUACGAAACUGUUCAGUCCAUAAAAUAUACAUAACGCAACAUGUGACGAUAAAUUCAUUCGCGAGCCAAAAGAAAAAAGAAAAGAUAAAUAUCCUGUCCAUAUCUGUGUAUAAAAUUUUCGUACUGAAAUUUAGAAGACUAUAUAAAAUAAAACGAAAAACUUUCCAUACAAAGAAUUAAUAGCAUCACAAAAACACAACGCACAUAUGAGAUACAUAUGCACACAAACAAUAAAAGACAAUUACAACCAUCAAAUUAAUACUAUAAAUAAACCAUAAAUGAAAACUUUGGGGAAAAUCUUAAAAACUCAAAAUUGACACCAAAAACCAGUUUCAAGUUACAAUUGUUAACACAAUUACAGAUUCGAAACCCAAAAUAGUAAACCGAAAGACAAAAAAAAAGAUUCUUCUGCUCAAAUCCAACUACAAAACAAUUUAUUUAUGAUAUAAAGGAAACUUUUAUGGUCUUGUCAACUACGAUAUUCACCGGCAAAGAAUAAAUCAAAUAUCAAACUAUCUAAAUGAACUAAAGUACUAAAUAGUCGGAAAACCAAGUGAAGCGAGAAAACAAUAGACUAGAAACCAUUCAAGAACAACCACUUUUAAUAUUUAUUUAUUUUAAUCAAAAAAGAGUAGCAGUAACACCUUGAAACUUAGGCCAUAGGGUGUAGUGUAAUAAAAUGUAACACUGCUAUUAAUCAAACGAAUGAUACUGAAAGAAAAAUUAAAAAAAUCCACAACUACACACAACUAAAAGAAAAAAAAGAUAAAAUUAUAUUAAAAUAAGGGGAAAACCAUGUUGAAUUGUAUGUAAGAAGAUUUGAAACGAUACAAUGGUGAUUUUUAUUAUAACUACUACUAAUAUUAGUGAAUAUGUCAAAGAAAAAAUAUCUCC